Molecule: messenger RNA, 1713 nt
Organism: Acanthosepion pharaonis
Lineage: Eukaryota; Metazoa; Mollusca; Cephalopoda; Sepiida; Sepiidae
Source: the annotation of a GenBank genome assembly
AUGGUUUUUUUUGAUAACUGGCACCUCAGGAGUGAGUAUAAGAAUAUACAUAAACGCAAGGAGUUAGCCAAAAAACUUUCCAACCAGAUCUUGUGGGCAGCUAUUGCAAACUUUGUCCUUAGUCCAAUUAUUUUUGGACUACAAAUAAUGUACACUUUCUUCAAGUAUACAGAGAUACUCAAGAGAGACCCAAGUCAACUUGGACUUCGGCGGUGGUCUAAUUAUGCUCAUUUGUAUCUUCGUCACUUUAAUGAAUUAGACCAUGAAUUCCAUGCUAGGUUAAGCCGUGGAUACAGUUCAGCAGUAUUAUACAUGAAUAUUUUUACAUCACCAAUGUUUGUUCUUUUUGCCAAAUAUGGUUCUCUUGUGAGUGGCGCAUUCUUUGCCAUUCUUUUCUUAUUGACUGUUCUUGAUUCUGAUGUGUUUGAUGUUGAAUAUGUGUUUGGUCUGAUGACAGCAUUUGGUUUUCUCACUGCCACUCUUCAUAAAUCAAUUCCUCCAGAGCAUGAAGUUUACAACCCUGAAAGUCUAAUGAGAUCAAUUCUAAGAAACAUACAUUACAUGCCUGAUAAUUGGAAUUUAAAUGCUCAUACAAAUUGGGUUAGGGAUGAAUUUGCUCAACUUUUCCAAUAUAGAUUUGUUUAUUUACUGGAAGAACUGAUUAGUCCAAUUGUUACACCAAUAAUUCUCUGCUUUUGGAUACGACCAAAAUCCCUAGAAAUUGUUGAUUUCCUCCGCAACUUUACUGUUGAUGUGGUUGGAGUGGGAGAUGUAUGCUCAUUUGCUCAGAUGGAUGUCAGAAGACAUGGUAAUAUACAGUUCUUCAGUCCACAGAAAAAGACACUUCCUAACCAAUACCAGCAGGCUGAAGAUUCCAAGACAGAACUUUCACUCAUUCAUUUCAGGAUGACAAAUCCAAAAUGGAAAGCUCCUGAAGAUGGAAACUCAUUCCUUACGGAAUUUCGAGAACAAGUUGUCAGAGAUUUUGCAUCUCUCAGCAUGGCUCCCUUGGAUAACCCUCCUCUAUCUUCAUUUAAUUAUUUUAAUGGAACUGGAACAAACAGAGAAAAUGCAUUUGCAUUUUUUGGACAAAGCACAGUUGCUUCUAACCAACCCUACAGCAACUCAACACCUCAACAACCAAGUGUUUCUCCAGGACCUCAUUCUGGUUUUUCCCCCGGUCAUCAAACAGGAUUUUCUUCAGGACCACAGUCAGGAUUCUCCCCUGGGCCACAGUCAGGAUUCUCUCCUGGACCCCAGUCAGGAUUCCCACCUGGAUCUCCUUUUCCCUCACUGCCAAAUCCUGCUCUUCGUGCUCGGAUGAAAGGUGCUGUUGCCAGUUGUGAAGGACCAAUUGGCCUGUGGGCCAGCAAUGUCACUGGGGUAUCAAGUUUCUGUAGCUCAGGUGUGAAUUCUGAUGUCCCUGGCAUUUUGCCAAUUCUCUCAGGUUUAGCUGGGGAGAAGGACUCAAAUUUGGGGGCAAAUGAGAUGAGUGUGAGUGCUCUCUAUUUGCAUGACCUGAAACAUCGGCAAAACAUUCAGGGACUUGAUGGUAGGGAUGAGAACCACCCUUGCCAGACCUGGAGGUCUUCACCGGAUGAAACACAGGCAUUUAUGCCGAGCAUUCAGGAGAAAAAUCAAGGAGAGUCAUCAACAGAAAGUCAAUCUACAGACAAACAACAGGACUAUCAGAGUAUAAACAAAUUGCAUUAA